AUGGAUACCAAUAAAAAACAAAUACAAUGUGAUGUCUGUAGGAAGUCAUUUAAACAACAGGGUGCCCUUAUUAUCCAUAAGAGAAUCCAUAAUGGUGAGCGUCCUCAUAUAUGUGAUUUUUGCGGGAAAGGAUUUGCUCAAACAGGCACGCUAACAGUUCACAGGCGAUUACACAGUAAUGAAAAACCUUAUGGUUGCGAUGUUUGCCAGAGUUCAUUUAAAAACUCGAGUGCACUCUCUCGUCAUAAAAAAUCGCACACUGGAGAAAGGCCACAUGAGUGCGACAUCUGCUUGAAGAAAUUCGCUGAGAAGGGAUGCCUCAAAGUUCAUAAACGGAUACACACGAAUGAAAUGCCUUUCGAAUGCGACGUGUGUCAGAAACGAUUCCGACAAUCAGGUACUUUUAGAUAUCAUAAACAAACUCACAGCGAACAGGUGUAUGCUUGUGGUGUAUGUGAAAAAAAAUUCCAAAAUUCUGUGAGUUUGCGACGACAUCAGUUACAUUAUGAAAAAGCAGCACAUAAAUGUGAUGUGUGUAAAUGUAAAUCUUUUGCUGAUUCAGCGCAAUUUGAGCGACAUAAAAAGUCGCACUCGCAUCUCUACAAUUGUUACCAUGCGGGUCUACUGCGCAUGCCCGUCAGUGAGCACGAAGAAUCACCAAAAGUUAUUUUAAAAGAAGAUGGGGGAAAGUCGUAUCGCUAUAUCGCAUGCGAUAAAACAUCAUGUAAUGAAACCGUUUUGCAUUAUCAUAAGACGACACUUGAUGACAAUUGUCAGCAAUGCAGUCCCAAGAGUUCUGAAAAAAUUCAGCCCAAUUGUAAUUCGAAAAAUGGAUGUUCUGAUAAGGAAUCACGGACCAAAUAA
Molecule: messenger RNA, 864 nt
Organism: Dendronephthya gigantea
Lineage: Eukaryota; Metazoa; Cnidaria; Anthozoa; Malacalcyonacea; Nephtheidae
Product: zinc finger protein 239-like
Exons: 1
Coding region: 1-864 (287 amino acids)
Biological process (GO): regulation of transcription by RNA polymerase II
Molecular function (GO): DNA-binding transcription factor activity; RNA polymerase II cis-regulatory region sequence-specific DNA binding
Source: RefSeq, a predicted model, not a curated record